AUGUCUGCGAAGAUUGUUGAAAAUCGUGAUUUUCUAAGCCUGGCUGAGCCUUGGCUUUUGAGUUUUGGUUUAUUGCAAAGCGACAAGAUAGUUGAUACUAAAGUGAUGACGAGGUCACAUACAGUUGGUAAAAUUUCUCAUAUUUUUCAAAAUUUAAGCCCAGCAGGUUCUCUUACUAGUGCUGUGCAUGUAUAUUACGCGAUUUCUAUAGUAAAUAGAUCUUAUUUCUUAAUAUUUGAUUGCAUCUUUGCAAUUGCUUAUACUGUCUUGGUUAUAUACGGAAGCAAUUUUAUAUAUGAUUCUAUUUAUGUCGUCUGCAUGCUGAAACCGAGAACUGCCCAUGGGAUCGAUCCAUAGAUAUCUUAUAUACACUAGAUAGCGCAUCUCUUUUAGUAAAAUUGAAGCCAAGAAUAUUCCAGCGGUUACCCCCAUUUGAAUAGAUGGCGGCCAUGUUGGUCGUUCCCACUUGCUAAUAAACGCUUAAAAACAACAAUAACUUUCAUCAUUUGAAUAGUUUAAAAACGUAUUUGGAGUAGGGUUAACUUAAUGUUUAAGUUCCCUGUUUAAGAAAUAGAAAACAUGCGAAUCUUCUCAUUUCAUGGGAACGACCUGAGACUGCAAUCACGGCUUCAAUUUUUGAAUUGCAGAAUAAUUAGAUGCACUAUCUAGUGUUAGCGUUUACACUGUACCGUUUUCGUAGCGUUCUCGUUUUGUUCGAGAGAACUAGACUAUUGUCUUGCGUUCCCUUGAGGAUUAAGAACAAUACGAGAACGCUACGAAAACGGUACAGUGUAAACGCUGCCUAAGAUAUCUAUGGAUCGAUCAUCUCCCAAACAUGCGUAUCGCAUAACUAUUCUUCACGUCAUGUGUUAAUCACGAAAGCGUAGCAUACAUAACAGAUAAAAAAACUUUGAAAAUGAUUUAUAUACAGGGUGUCCCAAAAAUGCCACCUGAACUGAGGAACGUCUCUGAAAUAAGAGAGCCGCCAUGCAUAUAUAGUAAAAACCCGCGCAUAUAAACUGGUUCUUUAUAUUUCUAUAUUAAGCUACUCAUUAUUAUUAAUUAGGCAAAUUGUCCGAUAACAUGAUCAUAUUUGACCGUCCAUGCAUGUGCAGGGAUUUUAUACCUGAUAAAUAUGCUCUACUUAAUAUAGCCAUCCCAACGGAAAUACGGUUCUAUACAUUAACCCAAUGAAAAUGUUAACUAACAUGAGAUUUUAUAUAAAGGCACAUGUAGUUUAUAUAAAAUCUGAUGUUUGUACAAAGUUGAACUGUAUAUGGACAAUAUGUACGAGGUCUACAUUAAAAUGACUGAGAAAGAUAUCGAUCAAAUACAUACGAAAUUAUGAGGAGAACUGCUAAAUGUCGACCAAUGGUUUAAGAACCAAAAUUCACGUUAGUUCUGAAACCGUUCAAUGUGCACAUUAUUAACACAGCAAACGUAAAACUAAGUAAAUUACACAUCUAUUACUUUGGAAACGUUAGCUCAAAAUGCCUAACCUUAAUUCCUCUUUUUGCUUCAUCAUUAACAACACUUUUGCCAUGGACAUCUCGCUUGAAACGAUCGAAAUAUUGUACACGCAGUAAAUCUUGUAAAUUUUCAUGCAGUAAAUCUUGUGUCUAUGUUAAGCUUUGAACAACAAAGCGGUGACCACGACUAAUUUGCAUGCUGAACCCAAGUCGUUUGGCAGCUAAUUCAACUGUAUUCUGCAGACAAUACAUAUAACAAUGCUCGUGGAAGUCACACUAUUGUAGUCGCGUUUAAAACCAUUUAAAACACUGGUAGUCGUGUUUUGUCCUAUUUGACUAAUUUUAAAUAUGAUAAAACACUCCUACAUAUACAGGGUGUCUCAAAAAAAACCCAAAUCAUUGAAAUAACGUAUUGUUCGAAUUUCAAUGCCGUAACACAAAGGAUUUUGACAGGGUGAUUAAUUUGUUUUAAAAAAUUAAAAUAUCUUUGUAAAGUGAACGUUUGUUUGCUCAUGGGAAUUUAAAAAUGCUUCGUAAAUUCGUGGGUUUAGUACUUUAUGCCUGAGGCCCGUUUCAUACGCCGUACUUCACAUGUGGCGAAUACAUUAAAGACAAUAGGUAAUGAGCUGAAAUGCCUCAUUACCUAUUGUUUUUAAUGUAUUCGGCACAUGUGAAGUACGGCGUAUGAAACGGGCCUGACAUAACAAGUUUACGCUGAGUAUUACCAUUCAUUAUAGCAGUUAUGUCAAUCUUUUAUGCACUCGUGGGAUUAACUUAGUGCUAGGGCAUUGAAUAUCGAACAAUACGUCAAUUUCAAUGAUUUUGGGUUUUUUUGAGACACCCUGUACAGGUGUAUAAAAAAAACGCAACCUCGGAAUUUCCCAUGAAAUCCACAUUGUUUUAAGAACAAAAGGUUUUAGGUGCCUGGGAAUUUAAAAUAGCACAACUGUCAGUGCAUAAAGCAAAAUUCAUGCAUUUAUUUAACAGGAGGCUACUAGCAAUUUGAUAUCAAUUCCCAGGGGCCUAAAAUCUUUUAUGCUUAAGAAUUGCAAAGUGGAUUUCUUAGGAAAUUCCGAGGUUGCUUUUUUUAUAUACACCCUGUAUACGCGUGUUUUAAACAGUACGUCGAAAACAAUUGUCCAUGCAUAAUUUGGUGUUUUAAACAUUUUUUGUUUGCCUAUAAUUAGUAAACUGUUGAUCAGUAUUACACGUCUAAGGUGCUGUUUACAUGAAUCCAGAUUGACUUUCAAUCCAGAUCGAAAUGUCAAGUCAAUCCGUGUUUACAUGGAAAAUGGGUUCGAGAAUUGGAAUUUGCGCGGGUAAGCGCGGGAAGCCAAAUUUCGAUCUGGAUUGAAAUCUCGAUUCGAAAUGAGGUUGAAAGUCAAUCCGGAUUCAUGUAUUAAACAGCACCUAAUAAUUGCUCUUUAAGUGUUAUUGAAUUUCCAAAUACCAAACAACAGAUUAUAUGCUUUUCCAUUUGCAAUGAUAUUAGAUCAAGCAUACAACAGCGAAUACCCGCUUGCCCUUACUUGGAACAUGUAUUCUAGAGGAUAUUUUUUAAAAUAAGUCUUAUUCGUCAGUCUUAAAGAAUCAGUCUUAUUCGUCAGCCUGAAGUGGUUCUUGUAUUUUGGAUGCUUAGCCUGUAUUCUAAAAGCUCACUUACGUUCACACUCAAAGAGUGGAGGUUCAAUCUAAGCUCUCCUUGAGUGUCAAUGUUGUUUUUGAAUAGGUGGAGAGUGAGUUAGUCACAUAGUAAAGUACUAAGGUACGACACUAACACUCCAGCUAUUCAAAACAGCACUGACACUCAAGGGAAGCUCAGAUUGAACCUCCACUCUUAAAUCCUUGCGGUAGUUCAAAAAGCGGAGCCACAUAUAUGUGUUCUCUUAGUCCUAACCAUGCAACCAUGUAUGGUUAUGCUCUCAUUUACAUACACAAAGAACCCGCAUGAACGAACCAGUGGCUAAAGAACAAGCAGUCUCAAUUUUAGGACAUUUACGCUUGUAUUCUAAAAGCUCACUCACACUUACGUAUACGUAGAGGGGGGGAAAGGGGUAUACGUUUCACAACAAAAAAAAACCGUUUCACGAUCCACGUGUCUUAAAAAAGCAAUUUCACGGAAAAAUAGAUUCUAAUAAAAUAAUAAUAAUAGGUUUAUUAAGAGUAUGUUCAAUGCAUGGUACAGUAUCUACGCUUUAUGUUCUCUCAUUUCUCUACCUGUCAGUUAAAAACUACAUCACAUAUAACAAGUUUGAGUGACGAGCAUGUACGACGACCUACGAAAGGCCUCCGAAGCAGCGAUUAUCCUAAGGUGCAGUGAUAACCAAUUUGUGCAGUCGUAAAUGAGAUUUGUGCUAGUGAUCAAUUAGAUUAUGUGUGCAGUGAUAAAAUGCGAUAUUGUUCAGAACCAGAAAUUGGCGACAAAAUGACUGCUGCUUGUAUACUAAUUUGCAUAUAAUCCACAUGCAAUGACUUUCAGUUUUUACUGGGAAUGUACAGGGUGAAAUUAUUUAACUCAAAAUUGUUGCAAUCUGAGAGCUCGUCUAUACUGUUUGCCGACCUCUUGAUCAAUAAAGCAUUCAUGCAUUUACUAAUGUUUCAGUGGUAUAUUUAUUCCGAUCAGGUAUCUCUCCUAGCAGCCAAGUCGUGUUCAAGAAAAUCACUAUUAUGUCAUCUUCGUUAAGCUGCUGCGAGCGAUCUUGUUUUGAGAUUUUUGACAUUGUUUUUUGACAACUGUUUAUAGAUUAAUCUAUUUCAUGCAGAGUGUGAAAGACUAGAUCUUGAGCAAUACUGCAUGGAGGGUGCGAAAGAGUAUUUUCGUGAACCGCGAAUAUUUUUUCGCGUGAAAUGCUUAAUUUUAGUGUCGUGAAAUGUGAUUUGUUCUACAGCCGUGAGGCGUGAUUCUUGAUAAAAAUGCUCCGUGAAAUGAGAAUUAAGGAUGCCUGUUUCGUGAGCUCUGAUUAUUAUAGUGAUUAUUAUAAUAAACAUGAUACGCGAUAAUCAAAUUUAUAUGAUCUCACUCGACUGCACAAGAGUAAAAACUUAGGAGGCCUUGCGCGAGGUUCCUGACGCUGAGGACAAGGUUCCUGGCGGUGAGGACAAGGUUCCUGGCGGUGAGGACAAGGUUCCUGGCGGUGAGGACAAGGUUCCUGGUGGUGAGGACAAGGUUCCUGGCGGUGAGGACCUUGCGCGAGGUUCCUGACGCUGAGGACAAGGUUCCUGGCGGUGAGGACAAGGUUCCUGGCGGUGAGGACAAGGUUCCUGGCGGUGAGGACAAGGUUCCUGGCGGUGAGGACAAGGUUCCUGGUGGUGAGGACAAGGUUCCUGGCGGUGAGGACAAGGUUACUGGCGGUGAGGACAAGAUUACUGGCGGUGAAGACAAGGUUCCUGACGGUGAAGACAAGGUUCCUGACGGUGAGGACAAGGUUCCUGCCGGUGAGGACAAGGUUCCUGGCUGUGAGGACGAGGUUCCUGGCGGUGAGGACAAGGUUCCUGGAGGUGAGGACAAGGUUCCUGGUGGUGAGGAAAAGGUUCCUGGCGGUGACGACAAGGUUCCUGGUGGUGAGGACAAGGUUCCUGGAGGUGAGGACAAGGUUCCUGGCGGUGAGGACAAGGUUCCUGCCGGUGAGGACAAGGUUCCUGGCUGUGAGGACGAGGUUCCUGGUGGUGAGGGCAAGGUUCCUGGAGGUGAGGACAAGGUUCCUGCCCGUGAGGACAAGGUUAUUGGCAGUGAGGACAAGGUUCCUGCCGGUGAGCACAAGGUAUCUGGCGGUGAGGACAAGGUUCCUGGCGGUGAGGACAAGGUUCCUGGCGGUGAGGACAAGGUUCCUGGCGGUGAGGACAAGGUUCCUGGCGGUGAGGACAAGGUUACUAGCGGUGAGGACAAGGUUCUUGGUGAUGAGGACAAGGUUACUAGUGGUGAGGACAAGGUUCCUGGGGUGAGGACAAGGUUCCUGGCGGUGAGGACAAGGUUCCUGGCGGUGACGACGAGGUUCCUGGCGGUGAGGACAAGGUUCCUGGAGGUGAGGACAAGGUUCCUGGCGGUGAGGACAAGGUUCCUGCAGGUGAGGACAAGGUUCCUGGCUGUGAGGACGAGGUUUCUGGUGGUGAGGGGAAGGUUCUUGGAGGUGAGGACAAGGUUCCUGGAGGUGAGGACAAGGUUCCUGGCGGUGAGGACAAGGUUCCUGGCGGUGAGGACAAGGUUCCUGGCGGUGAGGACAAGGUUCCUGGCGGUGAGGACGAGGUUCCUGGUGGUGAGGGCAAGGUUCCUGGAGGUGAGGACAAGGUUCCUGCCGGUGAGGACAAGGUUACUGGCAGUGAGGACAAGGUUCCUGCCGGUGAGGACAAGGUUCUGGCGGUGAGGACAAGGUUCCUGGCGGUGAGGACAAGGUUCCUGGCGGUGAGGACAAGGUUCCUGGCGGUGAGGGCAAGGUUCCUGGAGGUGAGGACAAGGUUCCUGGAGGUGAGGGCAAGGUUCCUGGAGGUGAGGACAAGGUUCCUGGAGGUGAGGACAAGGUUCCUGCCGGUGAGGACAAGGUUACUGGCAGUGAAGACAAGGUUCCUGCCGGUGAGGACAAGGUUCCUGGCGGUGAGGACGAGGUUCCUGGCGGUGAGGGACAAGGUUCCUGGCGGUGAGGACAAGGUUCCUGGCGGUGAGGACAAGGUUCCUGGCGGUGAGGACAAGGUUCCUGGCGGUGAGGACAAGGUUCCUGGCGGUGAGGACAAGGUUCCUGCCGGUGAGGACAAGGUUCCUAACUGUGAGGACGAGGUUCCUGUCGGUGAGGGAAGGUUCCUGGAGGUAAGGACAAGGUUCCUGGAGGAAAGGACAAGGUUCCUGGCGGUGAGGACAAGCUUACUGGCAGUGAGGACAAGGUUCCUGGCGGUGAGAACAAGGCUCCUGGCGGUGAGGACAAGGUUCCUGGCGGUGAGGACAAGGUUCCUGGCGGUGAGGACAAGGUUCCUGGUGGUGAGGACCAAGGCUCCUGGCGGUGAGGACAAGGUUCCUGGCUGUGACGACGAGGUUCCUGGCGGUGAGGACAAGGUUCCUGGCGGUGAGGACAAGGUUCCUGGCGGUGAGGACAAGGUUCCCGGCGGUGAGGACAAGGUUCCUGGCGGUGAGGACAAGGUUCCUGGCGGUGAGGACAAGGUUCCUGGCUGUGAGGACAAGGUUCCUGCCGGUGAGGACAAGGUUCCUGCCGGUGAGGACGAGGUUCCUGCCGGUGAUGACGAGGUUCCUGGCUGUGAGGACGAGGUUCCUGGAGGUGAGGACAAGCUUUCUGGCGGUGAGGACAAGGUUACUGGCAGUGAGGACAAGUUUCCUGCCGGUGAGGAUAAGGUUCCUGGCGGUGAGGACAAGGUUCCUGGCGGUGAGGACAAGGUUCCUGGCGGUGAGGACAAGGUUCCUGGCUGUGACGACGAGGUUCCUGGCGGUGAGGACAAGGUUCCUGGAGGUGAGGACAAGGUUCCUGGCGGUGAGGACAAGGUUCCUGCCGGUGAGGACAAGGUUCCUGGCUGUGAGGACGAGGUUUCUGGUGGUGAGGGGAAGGUUCCUGGAGGUGAGGACAAGGUUCCUGGAGGUGAGGACAAGGUUCCUGCCGGUGAGGACAAGGUUACUGGCAGUGAAGACAAGGUUCCUGCCGGUGAGCACAAGGUAUCUGGCGGUGAGGACAAGGUUCCUGGCGGUGAGGACAAGGUUCCUGGUGGUGAGGACAAGGUUCCUGGCGGUGAGGACAAGGUUCCUGGCUGUGAUAACGAGGUUCCUGGCGGUGAGGGCAACGUUCCUGGAGGUGAGGACAAGGUUCCUGGCGGUGAGGACAAGGUUGCUGGCAGUGAGGACAAGGUUCCUGCCGGUGAGGACAAGGUAUCUGGCGGUGAGGACAAGGUUACUGGCAGUGAGGACAAGUUUCCUGCCGGUGAGGAGAAGGUUCCUGGCGGUGAGGACAAGGUUCCUGGCGGUGAGGUCAAGGUUCCUGGCGGUGAGGACAAGGUUCCUGGUGGUGAGGACAAGGUUCCUGGCGGUGAGGACAAGGUUCCUGGCUGUGACGACGAGGUUCCUGGGGUUAGGACAAGGUUCCUGGAGGUGAGGACAAGGUUCCUGGCGGUGAGGACAAGGUUCCUGCCGGUGAGGACAAGGUUCCUGGCUGUGAGGACGAGGUUUCUGGUGGUGAGGGGAAGGUUCCUGGAGGUGAGGACAAGGUUCCUGGAGGUGAGGACAAGGUUCCUGGCGGUGAGGACAAGGUUCCUGGCGGUGAGGACAAGGUUCCUGGCUGUGAGUACGAGGUUUCUGGUGGUGAGGGCAAGGUUCCUGGAGGUGAGGACAAGGUUCCUGGAGGUGAGGACAAGGUUCCUGCCGGUGAGGACAAGGUUACUGGCAGUGAAGACAAGGUUCCUGCCGGUGAGCACAAGGUAUCUGGCGGUGAGGACGAGGUUCCUGGCGGUGAGGGCAAGGUUCCUGGAGGUGAGGACAAGGUUCCUGGCGGUGAGGACAAGGUUACUGGCAGUGAGGACAAGGUUCCUGCCGGUGAGGACAAGGUUCCUGGCGGUGAGGACAAUGUUCCUGCCGGUGAGGACAAGGUUCCUAACUGUGAGGACGAGGUUCCUGUCGGUGAGGGCAAGGUUCCUGGAGGUAAGGACAAGGUUCCUGGAGGAAAGGACAAGGUUCCUGGCGGUGAGGACAAGCUUACUGGCAGUGAGGACAAGGUUCCUGCCGGUGAGGACAAGGCUCCUGGCGGUGAGGACAAGAUUCCUGGCGGUGAGGACAAGGUUCCUGCAGGUGAGGACAAGGUUCCUGGUGGUGAGGACCAAGGCUCCUGGCGGUGA
This is a messenger RNA of Paramuricea clavata, 8288 nucleotides long. The record is from the annotation of a GenBank genome assembly. Lineage: Eukaryota; Metazoa; Cnidaria; Anthozoa; Malacalcyonacea; Plexauridae.